ACCACAUGUGUUCGCCUUGAGCGACAACGCGUACCGUUCGCUGACCGAGGAAAACCGCGGCCAAUGCAUUCUGAUCUCGGGCGAGAGCGGUUCGGGCAAAACGGAAGCCUCGAAGAAGGUCCUGCAGUUCAUUGCCGCGGCCACGGGGCACACGACCAGCGUCGAGGGCGUCAAGGACAAACUGCUGCAGAGCAAUCCGGUGUUGGAGGCAUUCGGGAAUGCCAAAACGAACAGGAACGACAACUCUUCGCGCUUUGGCAAGUACAUGGACGUGCAGUUUGAUUUCCGGGGUGCACCGGAGGGGGGAAAUAUUUUGAACUACUUGCUGGAGAAGAGCAGGGUGGUGCACCAGAGCAUGGGGGAGAGGAACUUUCACAUUUUCUAUCAGUUGCUUGCUGGGGCUGAGGAUGGAUUGCUGCAGGAGUUGCAUUUGAAGCGGAAGCUAGAUACGUAUUACUAUCUGACGGAUGGGGACAGCAGCAACGGUUCGUCUAUCAGAGAUGCGGACAACUUCCGACAGGUGCAGACGGCUAUGUCGGUGAUCGAGAUUCCAGCGGACGAGCAGAAACUGAUCCUGGAGAUUGUGGCUAGUGUGCUGCACAUGGGCAAUGUAGGAUUCACCGAGGAGGAAGGAAAGGCCAAAAUCCUGAAGCCGGAGUCAGUAACAGCGAUUGCGAAGGUGAGUAUAUAAGUAAUUAGUGAAGUCUAAA
This is a messenger RNA of Aedes albopictus (Asian tiger mosquito), 710 nucleotides long. RefSeq names its product unconventional myosin IC-like. Lineage: Eukaryota; Metazoa; Arthropoda; Insecta; Diptera; Culicidae. The transcript has 3 exons. The record is from RefSeq and is a predicted model, not a curated record. Gene Ontology annotation, molecular function: ATP binding; microfilament motor activity; actin filament binding. Bases 266 to 691 code for a protein of 141 amino acids. Gene Ontology annotation, biological process: vesicle transport along actin filament; actin filament organization. Gene Ontology annotation, cellular component: vesicle; plasma membrane; cytoplasm.